AGCAGACGCACGUCUCGUGUCGAGCGUCGUUUAAGAUGUCUCUCCCCCUCAGCUUCUACAAGGCGACCAUGGGCGGCUUCGCGGCCGGCGCGGCGACCGCGCCGUCCGUCGCGCCCGCGCCCACGACGUUCACCUCGAGCGUCGUCUCCGGGUUCCAGGCGAACGCGAAGAAGGAAUUCAGCGCCGUCGCGUUCGCGACCGACCUCGCGAUCGGUGGCGUCUCCGGCUCCAUCGCGAAGACCGCGACCGCGCCCAUCGAGCGCGUCAAGCUCCUCAUCCAGACCCAGGACGCGAACCCCAAGAUCAUGUCCGGCGAGGUGGCGCGUUACACCGGCAUCGUCAACUGCUUCACGCGCGUCUCCGCGGAGCAGGGCUUCGGGUCGUUCUGGCGCGGGAACAUGGCGAACAUCGUCCGCUACUUCCCCACCCAGGCGUUCAACUUCGCGUUCAAGGACACGAUCAAGGAUUUGUUCCCGACGUACAACCCGAAGACGGACUUCUGGCCGUUCUUCGGCGUGAACAUGGCGUCCGGCGGCAUGGCCGGCGCGGGGUCUCUUCUCAUCGUGUACCCGCUCGAUUUCGCGCGUACGCGCCUCGCCGCGGACGUCGGCUCCGGCAAAGGCCGCGAGUUCACCGGGCUCGUCGACUGCCUCACGAAGGUGGCCGCGAAGUCCGGCCCGAUGUCGCUGUACCAAGGCUUCGGCGUGUCCGUGCAGGGUAUCAUCGUGUACCGCGGGUCGUACUUUGGUCUGUACGACACGGGUAAGGGCGCGCUCCUCACCAAGGACUCGUCCAUCGUCGCGAAAUUCGUCGUCGCGCAGGUCGCGACGAACGCCGCGGGCGUCCUCUCGUACCCUUUCGACACCGUCCGUCGUCGUCUCAUGAUGACGUCCGGCGGCAAGAAGCUCUACAACGGCACCAUCGACGCGUUCGUGAAGAUUUACUCCAACGAGGGCGCCGGCGCGUUUUUCAAGGGCGCCUUCUCCAACGUUCUCCGCGGCGUCGGCGGCGCGCUCGUGCUCAUCAUGUACGAUGAGAUUAAGGCGAUGAUUAACCCGUGAGCAUGACGCUGAUGACGGCGCGUGGCGAACGAGGUGGAGGAGGAACGAAACGGCGGCGGAACGUGCGUUUUGUUUUUUUUUGUGGUCAGAAGAAGCGGCGCGGCGGCGAUACCGCGAGCGACGACGACGACGUUGGAUUGAAUGAAUUUUAUUUGGGAGAAGGUUUACCUUCUCCCAUCUGGGCGGCGCGUCGCGCGAGAGAACGACGGAGAUAGCCUCGAGCUCGCGCGACGCGUCGCAAACUUAGCUCGACUUGAUACGAGAACGGCGAGUGAACGAAA
Messenger RNA from Micromonas pusilla CCMP1545, 1342 nucleotides. RefSeq names its product mitochondrial carrier family. Gene Ontology annotation, molecular function: ATP:ADP antiporter activity. Gene Ontology annotation, biological process: mitochondrial ATP transmembrane transport; mitochondrial ADP transmembrane transport. Gene Ontology annotation, cellular component: mitochondrial inner membrane. The transcript has 3 exons. Bases 36 to 1061 code for a protein of 341 amino acids. NCBI's taxonomy places the organism in Eukaryota, Viridiplantae, Chlorophyta, Mamiellophyceae, Mamiellales, Mamiellaceae. The record is from RefSeq and is a predicted model, not a curated record.